Molecule: messenger RNA, 3215 nt
Organism: Drosophila innubila
Lineage: Eukaryota; Metazoa; Arthropoda; Insecta; Diptera; Drosophilidae
Exons: 3
Coding region: 667-1914 (415 amino acids)
Source: RefSeq, a predicted model, not a curated record
UGGUGAAUACAGGCAUUAACUACAGCUGCUGAUGAAUGAACAAGCAGUAGUAAGGUGUAAAACAUAGCAAAACGUAAAAUUGUGUGCUUUUUUGUCAAAAACCGCAACAAAACAAAUGCUAUAAGCUGAACAGAAGCUUCAAACGAUGGUGUAGCAGCAAAAUAAACAAUAAAAGCCCAUGUGGGAAUCAUUUGUGAAAGAAAUGGACAGUGUAUUAAACCGGUAAACGAUACGCGAAGGCCCAAAAAUCAGCCACAGCCACACACAAUGGAAGGCAAAGCAGUAGUAGGAGUAUGUUGAAUAAGUUUGUAGUAGUGUAGUUGUACGAAACAGCGUGCAAGCCGCAAUUGGAAAAAAUUUAAGAGGUGAAGAAGAAGCAGCAGCAGCACGAAGCAAAAACACAAAACAUACAAGUGCAAAAUAAUAAUAAUAAUCAUUUGCAGCAACAAACAAAAAUGUUUGAGCAAUUGCAUAAAUAAUUAGCAUUUAAGUUGUGCGGGAGACAAAGCGAGAUAAAACGCCGGGCAUGUUAAAGUUGCUAACCGAGCAGCAGCUGACGGAGCAAAAACAACAAAAAGGGAUAGGAGGAGGAGUGCGAGUGGAAGUGGGAGCAAAAGCUGGAACUGUAGGAGCAGUAGUCAGCUGCAUUUACCACCAGCAAUAAUAAUGUUGCUGGCGGCAGCGGGGCAAGCAGCGCCCUAUACCUACGACUCCAGCGCGACACGUAAAAUAAACACCAAUAACAAUAACAACAGCAACAACAAUAAUAAUGUUAACAAUGUCAGCGGCGGAGGCCCGAGCACACCCAGCACAGCAAAUGCAGUGGGAUCGGUGGCGAUUGCGGCACGUCCGACAACUGCCAGCAGCAUAGCCAGCACUGCGGCGUGUGCAAUCAUGAAAACGCUCUCCGUGCGCCUGCAUCGCGGCACCGAAUUCAUCAAGAAUACUGUGCAAAAAACUCUGGUCAUGUCAGCAGCAACGCCAGCGAUUGGACAACAAAUCCAGCCGCUGGACAAUAGCCAGAGCCUUAAACGCAAGCUAACUGGCGCCGGUGGCAUCAUGGGCUCUAGCUCUGGCAUUGGUUCAAAUUUAGCUACCGGGAGUCGACAGUUUGCAGUUAGCCAGCCAUAUGUUGAGCCCACAGCUGCAUUCCUGCGACAAUUUACUGUGGCGCCGACAGAACUUCAUCGGUCGGCGUCGGCACGCAAACGCAAUCCCAGCACUGAUAGCUUACUCAUGGACCUGUGUCUGUUCAAGCCCAUUCGGCCCAUGCCCAUAACGCCAAUCAAAAUCAACAAAGCUCGCGGCUUUGAACUGAAGCGACCCAAAUUUAUGCCGCCCGCCGCCAAUGUGUACAGUGAUGCCGAUGACGAUGAUGAUGAGGAGGAACUGGUUGAGGAACCGGAUAAGGAGCCGGAGAUUGCACACAAGCCAACGCUCAGCACACUAACAUUGCCACAACAUGUCACCGCAUCGGCUUUUGUGCCAUACGAAGCCGACAACAGUAGCGGUAGCACUCAAGCUCAUGCUCCUGCCCACAAGGACACCAAGGAAACCAGCAACACACACACCUCAGACUCAGGGGCUGCCGCAGCGACAGCGACAGGAACAGCCAAGCCAAAGGCAGCAGCUGCCACAAAGCGUCGACGUCGCGCACCUCUGUUAACAGUCAAGCGACGUCGCAAAACAUCGGCAGCCAAAGAUGCAGCACCACCUAUAGCUCCUGCUCCUGUACCGGCAACAAAGAGCACACCACAAACAACUGUUGUUGCUCCAAAGCGCAAGAGACGCAAUGCAGCUGGCAGCGCAACAGAACCAACAGCUGGGAACAGCACAACCAUAUCGCCAAUGCGUCAUUCACCGCCCAUGACACGCCAGCGUGCACGUCUACAGAUCUCCGCCAGCAGCAACUAAGCGCGCAACACUCAUCUAGGCACCCACACCCACACAUACACAACAUUUCUUCUCUGUUUCAGAUUCUUUUCAAGUUAAGUCAUUGGAACGCCCUCAAGGCGUUGGAAAUCCGAUGCCUCAGACUGCUGUAUCAUAGAUUCAACUACAAAUCCUAAGUCUUUGAAUUUAGUUAAUGUUUAAGUCCAAACGCGUUUCCAUUGUUUUCCUUGCGUUAAAGCAAAGUGAAGCAUCUAAAUCAUGUAUGCAUCAACGUUCUGAUUUAUGUUCUAUGUUUAAACUUUAACUCAUUGAAAUCAAUUUGUAAACAUUUGUAAUCCAAUGUCUGAUAUGUCCUCCUCUCUUAAAUGUUCCCAUUUCGACUUACUUGAUUUGAGUGUAUUGUAAUAAUAUUAACUGGUCUUUAAGACUGAUGAAUAACUAACCGAAUAUUAUAUAGAAAGAACUCAAUCCUUUAGAACUUAUGUUUAAAGUGAAUUCCCCCCGUAAAUAGAUCUUAAAAUCUAAGAAAAAAGUAUUAAAAAUCUAAAAAAAAAAAAGAAAAUAUGUAAAAACGAAAUCAAUACAAAUCGUAAUGUAUAAGCCAUUCCUGAUAUGAUAUUUUCAUUAAUAUUAUGUAUAUUUAGUUUUUUAAGGCAAGUUUUAAGUCAUUUUACCAUCUCUUGAAAAUGUUUUAUUCAUUUUGUAUAAUGUUUAAUGUAUUCAAACUGCCUUUGAGGCAAAAAAAAGCAGAUAAUGCAGAAAAGCGCCACAACUAAUAUAAUUUUCCUACUUUAAUUAAGUUUGUUAGAAUUUAUAGCUUAGAAAACAAAAAAACAUUUGUAAUUCAUUCAUUUAAAAAUAAUAAUAUUAAUAGUAAAAACAAAUCUAUAUACAACAAAAAACAAUUAAACUACAUAUAUAUACUCUAUAUUUAAACACGAUGAUUAUAAUGCAAGCCGGUCAAAUCAACUGUGUGUUGUGAUAUGAAUUAAUUUAUAAACAAACAAAAAAAAACUAUGACUUAAACUUAACUGAAAUGACAGCAAAAUUUGUUUGCUUUUAAUGCCACAGUGCAAUCUGUAAUAUGAUAAAUCUCUACCGAUCAAUCAAUAUUUAUGAUAAUAGUUCUAAGCAUAUUGAGAUCAACCAACGAAUUGGAAAAAACAAGAAAUACCUACAAAUUGGUGUAUUACCAUUAGGCUUACUACCGUUUCAAGCGAUUCCAAAAAAAUCUAUGGAUAAUACACACACACAUAAAAGAGCUAAAAUACUUAAACACACAGCGAGUUGUAUGCGUCAAUAAAAUCGUCAACAAAUAUAAA